AUGGCGGAUGACCUUUUUCAAGAUUUGCCACCGCCGUCUAUGUCUCAGUCCCAACCCCAACAAAAUACACAUUCUUCAAUCAACACUAGUAGAAGCAGCACUCAAGAAUCUAUACCAAUCCCACCUCCUCCCGCUCCUCCACUCAAGAGCGCUCUAAAACGUCGCAUACCACCUCCUGAAUCACAGCCCCAAGCUGCUGUUCCUGAAAAACGUUUGAGAUUUAAAACGACGACAGAUGCCUCAGAAAAGCAAGUUAUUGAUGCCAUGCAGAAAAUAGCAUCUCAUAUAAAGAACCCAUCAAAGUUCAAUAAGGCCUCGAAGCUUGCUAUACAGCUGGUUCAGGCUGGUAGUAUUAAGCAUGCAACUGCUGAUCACUUCUUUGCCAUACUUGAAGCUGCAAUGUCGUCUUUGACUACUUGUAAUGAGCCCCAUUUACAAGCUGACUAUCAUGCUCUCUUCUUGGCAGCUCAAGAUGCAGCUGAUGUCCUUAACAAGAAGCAGAGAAAUCUUUUAAGUACAUGGAUAAUUAGGGCUGUCUGGGCAAAUGACCUGUUCACAGAUGACAGCUUUGUAUUUUCAAAAGCAACUGGUAGAAUAAAAGAGGCCAUAUCUGGUCUUCCUGUUGCAAGUGAGAAUGAUGAUAUGGAAGAAUCUGUUGCUUUGAAAGAAGAGUCGGCGGUGCCAAGUACAGAUGGACAUACAAAUGAGGAAGAGCCUGAUCCAUUUGGACUGGAUGCCCUGAUAACAAAUUCUAAGGACGAUAGUUCACAGGAGAAAAGGGAGGCAGUAACCAAUGGUCGAAAGGAAGAAGAGGAAGAGAACAGGGUAUUCCUCAAGUUACAGAGGGAGGGCUUGAUUUCUUGUUUGGAGAUUGCUGCUAAGAGAUACAAAAUCCCAUGGUGCCAAACUGCUAUUGACAUCUUAGCAAAGCAUGCAUUUGAUAAUGUUUCAAGAUUCACAGCCCGACAAAGGGAUGCCAUUGGGAAUCUUUGGGCUUCGAUUCGAGAACAACAAACUCGUAGAAAGCAUGGAAAAUCUGUAUCCGGGAAGCUUGAUGUGAAUGGUUUUGAGUGGCUUCAGGAAAAAUAUGCAAACGAGAAGAUCAGCAUUCGACAUUCCGUGGGAGGAAGUGGAGAUCGUAAAUGCCAACAGUGGCUUGGUUAA
Fraxinus pennsylvanica is the source of this 1164-nucleotide messenger RNA. NCBI's taxonomy places the organism in Eukaryota, Viridiplantae, Streptophyta, Magnoliopsida, Lamiales, Oleaceae. The record is from the annotation of a GenBank genome assembly.